AUGAACAAAGUUCUACCCUUGCACCUGCCAAACAGUGAUGGGCAAAGCUUUUUUGCAGCAUCAGAGUUGUGUCACAUGGCCUGGACAUUCACCAAAUGCGAUCUUCAUAGGAAGACCAACAUCAACCCCACAUACGGGCAGUUGAUUCCAUUUCCAUGGACACUUCUUGCUGUUACAAACCAUGAACUUCAGAACAUUCAGUCUCUUGUUAGCCAUUGGGCUGCUGCGGGUAAUGUGGCAGGCUUCUACCCACUUUUGGCAACGCUUGCUCGUUACAACUUGUGGAGGCUCUCAACAGACCAGCUAAUCCAAACUGUGUGCGAGCUGUUGUUACUGGGAGUAUCUGCACAGAAUAGGAACAAAUAUCCAUCUCUGCCUCGCAAAUCUGGCACAGAUUUAAAUUCUUAA
Messenger RNA from Ostreobium quekettii, 408 nucleotides. NCBI's taxonomy places the organism in Eukaryota, Viridiplantae, Chlorophyta, Ulvophyceae, Bryopsidales, Ostreobiaceae. The record is from the annotation of a GenBank genome assembly.